UUUCUCUCUCUCUCUCUGCUUUUGGCGGCUUUGCCUUUGAUGACUUCCUGGCCGCCCAAGAUGGUGGCUGCAGCUUCUUUGCCAAGCCUGGCGCGCGGGAAUGCGCUUGUCUCCCGCGGCUGCAACCUGCAGAGGAAAGUGGCCGCCGCUUGGCCGCUGCUAUUUUGGGGGGCGGCCGCUGCUUGGGUGCUGCUCGACCCGGCCUCGGCUGUGCAGGAGCCGGACGAGGUGGCUGAGGAGAGCCGGGUGAGGACGCUGAGCGGGUCCAACUGGAGCCUCCUGCUGCAGGGCCAGUGGAUGGUGGAAUUCUACGCCCCUUGGUGUCCUGCCUGUCAACAGAUGGAAUCAGCAUGGGAGGCAUUUGCAAGAGCUAGCAAAGACCUUGACAUCUCUGUGGGCAAGGUGGAUGUCACUCAAGAACCAGGUGUAAGUGGCCGUUUCUUUGUCACUACACUUCCCACUAUCUUCCAUGCAAAGGAUGGAGUUUUUCGCAGGUACCGUGGAUCGAGAGCACUGGAGGACCUGGAAAGCUAUAUCCUGGAGAAAAAGUGGGAAGCUGUUGAACCUGUGGCAGGAUGGAAGUCCCCAUCGUCUAUAAUGAUGCAAGGCAUGUCAGGAAUCUUCUAUUUAUCUAGAUGGAUCAGGCAAAUCCACAACUACUUAACAGGCACUCUUGGACUCCAUGAAUGGGGCUCCUACGCAGUCUUCAUACUGGCCACUUUAUUGAUCGGUCUUCUUCUAGGCUUGAUACUGGUUUUGCUCGGAGACUGCAUUUUUCCAUCCAAGGCUAAAGCAGAGGAAUCAGAAUGGGUGGACCAAGGCAACAACCAAGUAGAAGAGAUAGGGGAAGCUCCAGAAGAUGUGGAAGGAGAGCACAUCGCAGAAAAAGUCUUGACUGAUGAAGACAACGAGGAAAAUGGAGAAGAUGAGUCCCAGGACAACUCCUCCGAUGACUCAGCAGUUGAAGGCUCUGCAACGGAAGAGGAUUCUGAGCACCAAGCAUCAGACCAAAGCUCCUUAAGGCAGCGUAAAACCCAGGAGGUGGUUGAUGAACUAUAGUGCAAUUGUUGGGUACUUGUAUUGUUUUGGACCAAAGAAGUAUCAGGAGACUCUCCUUGACUGCAGCUGAAGCCAAACGUUUGACCAGCAAACUGUAAAAGUUAAACUCCAUGCUUUGCACUGAUAGGCUACUGUUGUUGUUUGAUAGGCUACUAUUAUUGUAUUGUCUACCUGUAUUUAGUGAAGGUUCAUUCUGCAGGAGAAAUGUUUAAAUGUUGACGUAAUAGCCAUGACAAUCAAAUGUGCAACUUUGCUUUAUACCAGUUGUGGGAUUUGGGGGAGUUUGUGGAAAGGGUUUUUUGAACCUCUGGGGCAAUUCACCAGCAAGAAAUAUGCAUUGGAUCCUUUCCCUGUGCUACCACACCACUAUGCACAGUUAGCAGCCUUCUUCCAGUUUGAGUGGCUUCUCCACUCAAAGAAAAGCCACUUAAGUAUUGCAGGAAAGAUUGCUAGGCGAAGGGAAGAUUUCUUGGCUCCACACCACUGUCUAUUGAUGCAAAUUCUUUCUCAGUAUUAUCUGAUCGUGGCUUGAGAGCCAGCGUAGUGUAAGAGCAGGUGGAUUCUAAUUUGGAGAACCAGGUUUGAUUCCGCACUCCUCCACCUGAGUGGCGGAGGCUUAUCUGGUGAACCAGAUGUUUCCAUACUCCUACAUUCU
Sphaerodactylus townsendi is the source of this 1714-nucleotide messenger RNA. RefSeq names its product thioredoxin related transmembrane protein 4 (gene TMX4). The coding region runs from base 40 to 1059 and encodes 339 amino acids. The record is from RefSeq and is a predicted model, not a curated record. The transcript is spliced from 8 exons. Lineage: Eukaryota; Metazoa; Chordata; Lepidosauria; Squamata; Sphaerodactylidae.